AUGAAGCUGAAAAAAUCACCUGAUAAGAAAUACGUUCGUCUUAGUUACUAUGAAAUUGUGUUUGCUUCUCUGCUUGCAGUUUUUGUGUGUGUUUGUGUCGGACUGAUUGUACUUUCAUGGUUAUCAAUCCAGAAGUUAGAAAGAGCUGAAGCAGAUGAGAGCACUCAUGGCUACACGGGAACAUUUAAAAUACUCUCUGGUGCAUCAUUCACUCCUGCUUUGCAAAAUAGAUCAUCAGCUGAAUUCAAAGUCCUUGCCUUUGAUGUUGAACAGUUGAUACAAAACAUCUUUCAAGCAAGUGAUCUGAAAAACAAGUUUGAGAGAUGCGAAAUUUCCCAGUUCAAGGAAUCUGAAGAUGGCCUUGAAAGAUUCCAGAAAUCAGAGACUGGUGUUGUUGUGAUCUUCAACCUUUAUUUUACCCAGAUGAUAACAGUUGAGAAAAUAAAAAAUGAGCUGGUUUUGGGUAUCAACGCAAAUGAAACUGAUCUUACGCAGACUUUGAAAAUUGAUGUGGACAGCAUACAAGUCACAGUAUGCUGUAUCUAUGCUGUCCUGAGUUCUAAGUGCAGUGUUACUAACCAUCCUCAAGAAGAAAUUGGGAGGUAUUUGUUCAACUCUAAAUAUGUAUACACACAGGAUCAAGCCAUUCAAGCUGAUGUUGCCAUAUCAUUACCUAAGCUGGGGUUUGGGGAUACAGCAAAUAAUGCAGACAUAAGAGCAGACUGGCUGCCGCUUAGUUCUGCUCAAGCAACUGCAGAGGUUCAGGACAACUCACCACAGGCAAGUCCUCAACAACUGCAGGAUCAAGCCAUUCAAGCUGAUGUUGCCAUAUCAUUACCUAAGCUGGGGUUUGGGGAUACAGCAAAUAAUGCAGAUAUAAGAGCAGACUGGCUGCCGCUUAGUUCUGCCCAAGCAACUGCAGAGGUGCUACCAGAGAGCAAGAAAUCCCAUGACUGCAAUUACAAGCUCCCUGACAUCAACUACUUCAGCUGCAUUACAGAAGAUUUAUUUUGUGAUGGAGUCUUAGACUGCCCGGAUGGUUCAGAUGAAUCUGAAACAAGAUGUGCUACAGUCUGUGAUGGAAAAUUUAUGUUGACUGACUCCUCUGGGUUUUUUCACUCUAUGAAUUAUCCGAAACCAUAUAAUGCAAAUAUCGUUUGCCAAUGGAUUAUACUAGUGCCUGAAGGGUUAUCCAUUAAACUGAACUUUACUUCCUUCGAAACACAACAAUAUACAGACAAUUUAGAUAUUUUUGAAGGUGUAGGACAAGAAAAGAUUUUAAGAGCUUCUCUGUCAGGGACCAAUACUGAGACAAUUUACAUUUUUUCUCAUGAGGCUACAGCACAGUUUACAUCCGAUUAUUUUGAAAAUUAUAAUGGCUUUAAUGCAACGUACACUACAUUUAAUGCAAAUGAACUAAACAACUAUGAGAAAGUCAAUUGCACUUUUGAAGACGGCUUUUGUUACUGGAUACAAGAUUUAGAUGAUGAUUCGGACUGGGAGAGAGUUCAGGGCCCUACCUUUCCCUCUAUGAGUGGUCCUGAUUUUGAUCAUACAUUUGGCAACAUAUCAGGAUUUUAUAUUUCAACACCUCUAGGACUUGGAUUCGGAGAAGAGAGAGUUCGGAUUCUGAGUUUGCCUUUGGUCUCUUCAGAUCCAUCUUGUCUAAGCUUUUGGUAUUUCAUGUAUGGUGCUAAUGUUUACCGUUUAAGAGUUAGCGUAAGUAAUGACCAUGGCUCGGAAACGAUCAUUUUCCAGAGAGAAGGAAACUAUGGAAACAACUGGAAUUACGGACAAGUAACUUUAAAUGAAACAUCUGAUCUUAAGGUUAUUUUUGAUGCCUUUAAAGUACGUGGUCGCAGUGAUAUUGCCUUAGAUGACAUUGGCUUGACAAAGGGAACGUGUAAUGAAAGUAUUUAUGUAGAGCCAACUGUGAUUCCAGCCGUUACUACUACCCCUUCUGUUCCUACUGACUGCGGAGGGCCAGUUGAACUAUGGGAGCCGAACAGCACUUUCAGCUCCAAAAACUAUCCAAACAAUUACCCUAAUCAAGCUUCUUGUGUGUGGUACUUAAAUGCUGAAAACGGAAAAAACAUUCAACUUCAUUUUCAAGAUUUUGAGCUGGAAAACAUUAAUGAUAUAGUUGAAGUCAGAGAUGGCAGAGGAUCAAAUUCCUUACUUUUGGCUGUCUACACAGGACAAGACCCUUUGCCAGAUGUCUUCUCUACAACAAACCAGAUGACAGUAAUCCUUCUUACAGACGAGUCUGUAACAAAGAAGGGAUUUCUUGCAAACUUUACUACUGGCUACCGUCUAGGUAAGCAUAUGAACCCUUGAGCUUGUGCAAUUGACGAGCAUCAGUGUGGUAGUGGGGAGUGUAUACCAUUGCACAACCUUUGUGACAACCUACCUCAGUGUGAAGAUGGCUCUGAUGAAGCAAAGUGCGUGAGAUUGCUUAAUGGUACUCUAAGCACCGAAGGGCUGGUACAGGCCAGGAUUGGGACAACGUGGCACUUGGCAUGUGCAGAUGAUUGGAAUGAACAGAUUUCAGACAGCGUUUGCCACCUGCUGGGGUUAGGGGAUGCAAAUGUGUCAUCAACUGUAUUAUUCACUGGAGAUGGCCCCUUUGUCAACAUCACCAAAGCAGAUAACUACAGUCUAAUAUUUACAAAAAGAGAACACUGUUUGAACAACCUGGUGGUUCAUCUGCAAUGUACGAUUAAACCUUGUGGAAAACAUGUGCUAACUCAGAACAAUAGGACAAGGAUUAUAGGUGGAAGUGAUGCCAGAAGAGAGGCUUGGCCUUGGAUAGUUUCACUCCAUUUUAAUUCCAGACCUGUUUGUGGAGCCUCCCUUGUCAGUGAUGAAUGGCUGGUGACGGCAGCACACUGUGUAUAUGGGAGGCAAUUAAAUCCAUCUCAAUGGAAAGCAGUUCUUGGCUUGUAUGCUCAAUCGGAUAUGACAGACCCUUCAACAGUAGUUAAAAACAUUGAUCAAAUAGUUAUAAACCCUCAUUACAUGAAGAGCACAAAAGAUAGUGAUAUUGCUCUCAUGCACCUUCAAGACGAAGUGCAAUAUACAGAUUACAUACAACCUAUCUGCUUACCAGAAAAAAAUCAACAGUUUUUACCAGGAAUUAACUGCUCCAUUGCUGGCUGGGGUACCAUUACAAACGAUGGUCCCACUUCAGAUAUAUUGCAAGAAGCACAGGUUCCUCUCAUUUCAAAUGAAAAAUGCCAACAAGAGCUGCCAGAAUAUAAUAUUACUGAGAACAUGAUCUGUGCGGGAUACGACGCUGGAGGAGUAGAUUCCUGUCAGGGAGAUUCAGGUGGCCCUCUGACAUCCGAAGAAGAUAGCAAGUGGUUUUUGGUUGGUGUGGUAUCAUUCGGUUAUGAGUGUGCACUUCCCGAACGACCAGGAGUGUAUGUUCGAGUCACCAUGUUUGUGGACUGGAUCAAAAAUAUCAUCUAUUAG
Messenger RNA from Tauraco erythrolophus (red-crested turaco), 3474 nucleotides. Lineage: Eukaryota; Metazoa; Chordata; Aves; Musophagiformes; Musophagidae. The record is from RefSeq and is a predicted model, not a curated record.